Molecule: messenger RNA, 4175 nt
Organism: Diachasma alloeum
Lineage: Eukaryota; Metazoa; Arthropoda; Insecta; Hymenoptera; Braconidae
Product: amyloid beta A4 precursor protein-binding family B member 1-interacting protein
Exons: 9
Coding region: 353-3658 (1101 amino acids)
Biological process (GO): signal transduction
Source: RefSeq, a predicted model, not a curated record
UACAAUCGCGUGCGUGAUUCCGACACUCGAUCCUUUCGCCGGUUACGCGUGUGUUUUGUACUAUAAUUUUUUUACCCUUCGAUCGAACAAAUUGUUCAAUGAUCCAAGUGUUUUUUAUUUAAUUCACAUAUUGUCAGUGCUUGUAAUUCUCUCUUUGUUUUAACGUGUGACAAGUGGAGGUGCCGAGGGAUCAAGGAUACUAUCACUGGAGCUGGUGCGGUUUUCUAUUAGUGGAAGAAUAUUAUCUUGCUCCGGCCGCACAGAACGUUCAUAGGAAGAAACUCGGAUACUCCCAGAAUCGAGACAAAUCCACAUAACAACUUGCGCCUACAACUUGCGAAAACUUGUAAGAAUGGAGCGUUACGAGGAUGAAGGUGCAGAGGACAGUGACAACGAGACGGAUCCUGAGCAACUUCUCAACGAGUGGUUGGGCGAACUCGACAGUCUAACAGUGGGCUUGGACAAUGUGAGCUCAGCAACCCUGCGGCCCUUCAACUCUGACAUAAACACACCCAGGAUCGACAGCUAUCGAUUCUCAAUGGCGAAUCUAGAAGAUUCACAAGAUGUUGACCUGGAUGCAAUUCUUGGGGAGUUAUGCGCACUCGAGAGACGAUGCGACGGAGACAUUGCCUCGACACCGGCGCCAGACGCUCAGCGACCUGGAAGACCUAACAGCGGAAGAAUCAACGCUGGGGACAACACAGAUAUUGGAAAAAAUGAUGGUGGAAUGCGAACAGACAGUCCUGACAAUGACAGCGCCUUCUCCGACACUGUAUCAAUGCUGUCAAGCGAAAGUUCAGCAAGCAGCAGUGGAUCAGGACACAAGCCGCCUCAGGCCGCCAUGCACACGGCCCCUCAGCAGCAGACACAUCAACUCAUGGAUGCUGCGGGUCGAGCUAAGGCUGAGAAAAUUCGUCUUGCUUUGGAGAAGAUGCGCGAGGCGAGUGUUCAAAAGCUCUUCAUUAAGGCAUUCACAUUGGACGGAAGUGGGAAGAGUUUGUUGGUUGACGAGGGCAUGAGUGUUGCACACGUCUGCCGAUUGUUGGCUGACAAAAAUCAUGUUGCCAUGGAUCCUAAGUGGGCUGUGGUUGAGAAUUUGCCAGAGCUUUUUAUGGAGAGAGUAUACGAGGAUCACGAGCUUCUGGUAGAAAACCUCCUGUUGUGGACUAGAGACUCAAAGAACAAACUUCUAUUCGUCGAGCGUCCAGACAGAACCCAACUCUUUCUCUCCCCGGAAAGAUAUCUCCUUGGUCAAUCAGAUAGAAACACAGGGGAGUACGACGAUCAUUCUAGGAACAUAUUACUCGAGGAAUUCUUCUCCAGCAGUAACGUUGGAGUACCCGAGGUUGAAGGUCCACUGUACCUAAAAUCCGACGGCAAGAAGGGUUGGAAGAAGUACCACUUCAUUCUCCGUGCUUCCGGCCUCUACUACUGGCCAAAGGAGAAAGCAAGAACAGCCCGUGACCUCGUUUGUCUCGCCACCUUCGACGUGAACCAGGUGUACUACGGCGUGGGUUGGAAGAAAAAAUACAAAGCCCCCUCAGACUUUUGUUUCGCCAUAAAGCACCCCCGCCUCCAGCAACCGAAAUCCACCAAGUACAUUAAAUUCCUCUGCGCGGAGGAUACUUCUUCCCUGGAGCGAUGGAUGGUGGGCAUUCGCGUGGCGAAAUACGGCCGCCAAAUAAUGGAGAACUACCGAACCCUCGUCGACGAAUUAGCGCAAGAGGAUCUCGACCUCCUAGCCCACGCCCGUUCCUGCUCCGUAAGUUCUAUCGCUGUUCCACCGAGUCAAACCCAGUACAACACGACCACCGAAAACGCGAGACAGUUCACAGAAAUGCGACACAAUGGAACUGAAAACGGACGACAAUACGAGAAUCAGCGACAGAGUUACAAUUCCGAGCAGCGACAAAGUUACACUGAUGGAAGACUGAGUCGAGCGAGUUCCUCGAGCUCCAGCGGUUGUCUCUCAGACGGUGCCCCAAGCAGCUGUGAAGUCGCCUUCGAGUGCGGAGAGUUUCCAACGGGCACGAUCAAGCGAAAGCCCUCGAUGAACCCAAAACUCCCCCUGACGUCCAUCACAAGACAGCUGAAAGAGGUCGGCGAAACAGUCCGCGAUGAGCCCGACAGUUGUCCCAGCCCCACGUCCUCAGGCUCAGGAACUCUGACGCGAAGGCACAGUCGAAGAAGAAGUGGAACCGACUCCGACGGUUCAGGUACCCUCAAGCGACACCACAGGUCUGGCAAUGGCACCCCAGUGAGUCCAGUGCCCCCUGGCACCCCCGUCAGAGAGAGAAUCAGUCCAAUGGGCUACACCAGGAGUGACUCAGACCCGAAAACACCCACCAGUCCAAUUCCCUCCUGCAUGAUGGACUCCAUAACUUCAUUACCACCCCCUCUCUCCCCCUCCCGAGUGGUCGAGGAGAUCGAGUCUGACGGCGAGCCCCUCCCCCCGCCGCCCCCCGAGAUGUUCAGGUCCAAUUUAUCCCUAGACUCUCUUCCACCUCCUCCCGCCCCAGGCGAAAUUCCAAUGUGUGAAAAUUCCGAAUUGUCUGGAUCAUCCCUCUCCCUGAUGUCAUUACCACCACCCCCUAGCCCCCUAGUCGGUGAAACUGGUACAAUAAGACGUGCCAGGCCCAAACAGUCAACUCCAACAAAUUCAAUGUCCCCAGAGGGCACACCGACUCACACACCCACUCGUAAUAAUCUAGUAUGCACCACUCAAAAUGGUAAUUCCGUGAAUAAUGGGUACUCAUCACCACACAAUUCUUACCCAGAUUCCAACGCUAGUACCCCAACAUUCUCGCCAAGUACUCCAAACUUUGUAUCCCCACCGCCCUUCAUACCGCCACCAGCCUACGGCUCUCAGGCACACAGUCUCCAGAGGCAAAAUUCCAAGAACGAGCAGAAUUAUGGAACAUACCCGGCCGCCCAGAAUCAGGCAAUCAGGCCCAAUCCGAAUAUGGACACUGUGAGGAGGAGUGCACUGAAGCAGAAUUCGAGUCACUAUGCGUCGCCCCCGUACUUGGCCGAGUUAAAAGCGUCAUCGAGUCCUCAGCCGCAGAGGCGAGUGACAAUCCAGGAGCCCCCGACCUCGCCAAAGUCGAAGACAGGCACUGGCAAGAAGAUCUCGUUCAAUCUUCCACCUCAGCAGGAGCCUGGGAGUCCAGCGCUGCCGCAGAGGAAACCGAUGCCAAUGCCUCCAACAAGAGCAGACAGCACCAGGCUGACUUCACCGAAGAAACUCGCAGCCUCUGAUCAAGCACCUCCUGGCGAUUUCCUCAAAGAUCUACAGCGAGUCAUGAGGAAAAAGUGGCAGGUUGCACAGAAGUGCAAGUUGGAUUCGACCACAACUCCACACGAAGUCCUAGGCUUCAGGGAUCCACCACCUGCCAUUGCUGAUUACAGGGAGACUAAUGUGUCCAAUUGGGUGCAGGAGCACUACGGUGCGGACAAUCUCUACGAAAAUGUCUACACGAGCGAUCCCAAUGCACCAGUUGAAUACGCAUCAAGCCCAUCGAGACAGCCGUCAGUGCGAUUUGCCGAUGAGAAUCGCAGUAUGAAUAUCGCCAAUGUCAUUGCCUGCAAACGAAGACCACCCCCUCCACCACCAAAGAGAGCGGAGACAACUCAUUUGACUACACGUGCGAUGCACUGACAAUAGCAGAUAAUUCAGCCUCACAGCGAGAGGCGAUGGUACUCGUGCUUCUGCGGCUGGUGGAAACAGUGACCAGAGUCUAUCUGUUGAUUAUUCAUUCAUUCUCUCGACGCUUUUUGAGAAUGUUGAGUGAGGGGUUUAUCUUGAAUGCUGGCUGAAUUCCAAAUUACACUCGCAGUUUGCUAAUCGAAUUUUGUAGGAAAGUCGGGGGUGAUGUUGUUUUGUUGAUGUAGGGGAGGGAGACACUGCCGCACAUUAUGAAGAUGUGAUAUUAAACAAGCCAGCUUGGAUAAUGCCAGAUUAUGUAAGGAAUUAUUUGGCCGUGUCAAUUGGGUUUUUGCGCACGUGCGUGUCACGGUAGAAUACACAGCUGGAAAUUGCAGAGAAAUGAUCAUUUUAUUGCAUUUCUGGUCGCAAAAUAACACGGACAAAAGCAUUUCGGUGAAAAACCUAGCGAAUUUGCUGGAAAAUUCAAUUUGGCUUCUAUUGAUCUUUCAAUUAUUUAAAAAUUCCACAA